AUGGCGACGCUCACUCAUCAGUCUCCAACGACCUAUUUCCUCUCUCGCCUUCCUAUAAGAGCUAAACCCAGAGCCUUCUCCUCAAGGGUCAAAAUGUCCCUUCAAGAAUCGGGGCCUUCUCUCGCCGUUGUCGGCGUUACCGGAGCCGUCGGACAAGAAUUCCUCUCGGUCUUAUCCGAUCGAGAUUUCCCUUACAGCUCCGUGAAGAUGCUGGCAUCGAAACGAUCCGCAGGGAAGCGCGUUGCCUUCGACGGACGGGAAUACACGGUGGAGGAGCUCACGGCGGAGAGUUUCGACGGCGUCGACAUAGCUUUGUUCAGCGCCGGUGGAUCCAUUAGCAAAGAGUUUGGGCCUCUCGCGGCGGAGAAAGGAACCAUCGUCGUUGACAAUAGCUCGGCGUUUAGAAUGGUUGAUGGAGUUCCGCUUGUGAUUCCGGAAGUGAAUCCAGAGGCUAUGAAAGGGAUUAAAGUAGGAAUGGGUAAAGGAGCAUUGAUUGCAAACCCUAAUUGCUCCACUAUUAUCUGCUUGAUGGCUGUUACUCCUCUUCAUCAUCACGCCAAGGUAAAGAGAAUGGUGGUUAGUACAUAUCAAGCAGCUAGUGGUGCAGGUGCUGCAGCUAUGGAAGAGCUUGUGCAGCAGACUCGUGAGGUUUUAGCUGGUAGACCUCCCACGUGUACCAUCUUCGGGCAGCAGUAUGCGUUCAACUUGUUUUCGCAUAAUGCUCCUAUUCUUGAGAAUGGUUACAACGAAGAGGAAAUGAAACUUGUGAAGGAGACAAGGAAGAUCUGGAAUGACACAGAAGUAAAAGUAACAGCGACAUGUAUACGUGUUCCAGUUAUGCGAGCUCAUGCAGAGAGUGUGAAUCUCCAGUUUGAGAAUCCCCUUGAUGAGAACACAGCAAGGGAGCUCCUGAAGAAAGCACCUGGAGUUUAUAUAAUAGACAACCGUUCUUCUAACACUUUCCCUACGCCACUCGAUGUCUCCAACAAAGACGAUGUCGCGGUCGGUAGGAUCAGGCGAGACGUGUCUCAAGAUGGCAAUUACGGACUGGACAUAUUCGUCUGCGGAGAUCAAAUACGCAAAGGAGCUGCCCUAAAUGCUGUUCAGAUCGCUGAGAUGCUUCUCUGA
Molecule: messenger RNA, 1128 nt
Organism: Arabis nemorensis
Lineage: Eukaryota; Viridiplantae; Streptophyta; Magnoliopsida; Brassicales; Brassicaceae
Source: the annotation of a GenBank genome assembly